This is a messenger RNA of Caenorhabditis briggsae, 1545 nucleotides long. The transcript has 7 exons. The record is from RefSeq and is a predicted model, not a curated record. Bases 1 to 1545 code for a protein of 514 amino acids. NCBI's taxonomy places the organism in Eukaryota, Metazoa, Nematoda, Chromadorea, Rhabditida, Rhabditidae.
AUGACUGCGGAUUUGUCGGAUGUUAUCCGAUUCAUUUCCGACAGAAUUGCCGAUUGCAACAAGCCCGAAUAUUUGUCUAAAUGGGCCGAAAAGGCUAUGAAAGAAAUGCCUUCCUGCAGAUAUGCUUGGUCUUCGAGACGCAGAACGUUGAGACGCAAUGCAAGAAGUAUGGCCCAUCAAAUUGGAAGGAAGCUCAACAAAGUCGAAAACUUCGAAGGAUAUUCGUUAAUAGAGAAAUUGCAGUUGGCGUUUAUUUUUAGUCGUCCAGUCAGCGACGAAUUUGUGCAAACGCUGAAAAACGCAAAGUUCGAAAUCGAACAGGACGGAAGAAAGAGAAUCAGUCGUUUCUGCACAGAAGAUAAAAGGAUCGUUCCAUUUUCCGAACACAACCAGGGUUUGAAAUAUUUUCAAGGCGAUCAAUGUCUGCAUAAUUCACAGCCGAGAAGAGUUAAAAACAAAAGGAUGUCAAGAAAGAAGGAACAAGGUCAGCAGGACGUGGCAAAUGAAAACCCAAGUUCAGAAGUUUCCGCUGCUAGGAAUGUCAUCAGAUACAUUUCUGAUAGAAUCGGCAUAUACGAAAAGCCAGAAAGUCUGAGUAAAUGGUGCAAGGAAGCAUUGAAGGAAUUUUCGCCUCGAAGUUUGAAUUGUAUGAGAAGCAGUGUACGAGAUAAACUCGGAAGAAUUGAGCGAUUGGAAGGAUAUUCAUUGAUGGAGAAGUUACAGCUGGUCUUUAUUUUCAGUCAACCAGUCAGUGAUGGAUUUGUGAAACUGCUGAAAGACGCAAAGUUCAAAAUCGAACAGGACGAAAGAAAAAGAAUCAGUCGUUUUUCCACAGAAAAUGGAAACGUUGUUCGGUUUUCUGACCACCACCGUGAUGUGAAAUACUUUCAUGGAGUCCUCUCUCUGAAUAGUCCAUUUACGAAACGUGUGAAUGACGACAGCAUGGCCCGAGAAAAAGAACAAGAACAGCAAGACAUCGAAUAUGAGAAUCCAGGUCCAAAUUGUCAGAAAGUCAAGGAGAAACCAGUUGCAAAUAUUUUAAUUGAACCAAAGCAAGAAGUAACUGAUGCAAAAGUCAAAAAAGAACCAACUGAAGAUAUUUCGUUUCUGAAAGAGCCAAAGCAGGAAGUAGUGGAGCAGCCGAUAAAACAGGAAGUAGACGAUUACAUUGAUUUCGGAGUAGAUGUCAGUCAAGGAGCAUUUAAUGGACGCAUCAAUUAUGAGGAGCUGGAUAAUCAGAAGGGGGUGUACCCGGGAUUUCCACAAAUUUCUAAAUCAGCUUUGUCCACACGAGCCCAGAAAAGGCAUCACAGUGCAACUACGGAUAAUGGAAAGCAUGUGAAAACCGAAAAGAUAGAAUCAGAAGCGACUUCGUCGGAUUCCGUUCAACAGGGACUUCCACAAAUUGCGAAAUCAGCUUCGUCCAUACGAACCCAGAAAAGACAUCACAGUGCAACUACGGAUAAUGGAAAGCGCGUGAAAACCAAAGAAAUUGAAUCAAAAGCGACGUCGUCGGAUUCCAUUGCAUCGUCAGCCGAUAAGUAG